This is a messenger RNA of Phytophthora sojae, 1482 nucleotides long. RefSeq lists its product as hypothetical. The record is from RefSeq and is a predicted model, not a curated record. Bases 1 to 1482 code for a protein of 493 amino acids. NCBI's taxonomy places the organism in Eukaryota, Oomycota, Peronosporomycetes, Peronosporales, Peronosporaceae. The transcript has 9 exons.
AUGGAAGCAAACAUGAACGUGUCCAGCCAAGAGCGCGACUCCAGCGGCCGCCUCGUUCGCCCCUUCAUGCAGACCGCGCUCAAGUAUCCGCGGUAUCAAGUUGAAGACCCUCGGACAGCGGCAGGGACCGCCUACACGGACGAGUGCAUGACCAAAGGCCAAGUGAAUGGCACUCUGGUCAUCGGUAUGGGUGGCUGGGACUCACACGCGCUGUCGUCAAUGGUGGCGGCCAUCAUCGCAGAAGAAGUGGUUGGAUACAAAGUAUCUCUCAGCUACGGCGGCCCUACAGCAGAGAUCACGAUGCGCAUGUCGUCAGCUAGAACUGGGGUCUGCACACCCACUCACCUGAACACGGAAGCGUGGACCUCCAGCACCAUGUCUAAGCUCCGAGUGUACUUUAACGAGAGCUAUCUGGUAGGAGGAGUUGGGUACUUCGGCCUCACUGGCGUCUACACCACGCACGACUUCAGCUGCUUGGCGAUCGCCAUGAUGAAGCCUGGAUACGACCGAGGCUACUUCCAGUCUGUAGUCUCCAACAUUGGAAUCCCCGCCUACUUCUGCUUCAUCGGAUACGACGGAGUCAACAAGUACGCGUCAGACGCAGCAGCCAGCAAAACGCCAGUGGUUUUUAUCCACUGGGAGCCUGACAUGUUCCACGUCACGCACGAGGGGCUGUUUGAUCGCAUAUUCCAACCACGCACCAACCCCGCAAGGGUUAAACUAUCAACAGGCGACUACGGGGAGAACGUCUACGACAAGGAGACCAACAAACCACUCGACUACAACGUUGCUAUGACCGACAACACCGAGCCAGCUCCGUACUUCCGCGCGGCCUGCAACUGGGUGAAAGCCAACUACGACAUCUGGAGCGAAUGGGUGGAUCGACUGCUUCUGUGUAAGUUUGAAGAGCACAUCGAGAGCCACGUCUCGGGCUGCGAGAACGACAGCAGCAACCACCGAAUAUGGGUAGGUUGGGUGGACGCGAAGCCCGAGUGCGACUCCACCUUCUACGACUACAACGUGUCGGAAUGCGACUCCAAUGCUCACCGCACCGUGACGUACUUCUGGCUGUUCCCGUACGCCAACCCAGAGUACUCAGCCGAGUGCUCGGGAGGAGACACCUUGCCGGAAGACGUUCAGAUCGACUGCGAGUACAUGCCCACCUCAUCACCGACGUUUAUUGCGCUGACGCAGCGCAACGCGCCGAUCAUCCGACGCUCGCAGUUUGAAAUGCUGCUCUUGAUGCUGUUCGGUGGCUUCUUCACCACGGGAGCGGCCAUAGCUUACGAUUUAUCUGUGGCAUUCGGCCUGUGCUCAUCUUCGCUGAGCGUCUACCGAGUGUUCAUGCGCUCGGCCAUGAAGCGCGUUAAGCUGACGCUGUUCCGCAUCCUCAAGAACCUCUCCAUCUUCUACGUUGGCGGCAUCAUCAUUUUCAUUAAUCGGAUUUACUUCAGUAUAACCAAUGCAGGACUGAGUAAGUAG